This is a messenger RNA of Fraxinus pennsylvanica, 399 nucleotides long. NCBI's taxonomy places the organism in Eukaryota, Viridiplantae, Streptophyta, Magnoliopsida, Lamiales, Oleaceae. The record is from the annotation of a GenBank genome assembly.
AUGCAACAAGCAAUCCCAUACACAAAUUUGCCUCCCACCACCACCUCUAACGGUGGCGCCACCACUCAUGUUGUGGAGGUGCCAAAAUUGGUGGCGGAGAAUGCAGUGGUGGUUUUUGCUAGAAGUGGAUGUUGUAUGUGCCAUGUUGUGAAGCUUCUGCUACACGGGCAUGGAGUCAACCCCACUAUUUUUGACGUUGAUGAACAAAAUGAAGCUACCGUUACCGGAGAACUGUCUAAGAUUAUUGGUACAGGUGAAACAAACGCCGCCGGCAGGCCGCAGCUUCCGACGGUUUUUGUGGGCGGAAAACUAUUUGGAGGGCUAGAAGAAGUCAUGGCUGCUCAUAUUUCCGGUGAAUUGGUGCCUGUGUUAAGAAAAGCGAGAGCUCUUUGGCUUUGA